Cyprinodon variegatus (sheepshead minnow) is the source of this 2023-nucleotide messenger RNA. RefSeq names its product S-adenosylmethionine synthase isoform type-2-like (gene mat2aa). Gene Ontology annotation, cellular component: methionine adenosyltransferase complex; cytosol. The coding region runs from base 190 to 1380 and encodes 396 amino acids. Lineage: Eukaryota; Metazoa; Chordata; Actinopteri; Cyprinodontiformes; Cyprinodontidae. The record is from RefSeq and is a predicted model, not a curated record. The transcript has 9 exons. Gene Ontology annotation, biological process: S-adenosylmethionine biosynthetic process. Gene Ontology annotation, molecular function: ATP binding; methionine adenosyltransferase activity.
CAGCCGAGCUUUUCAUCAGAUCCCUGUAGGCAGAUGACUGUAGGAGUCCCUUAAAUACGGCUCUCUGCCCUCUUAGCUCGCAUUCAGCAGCCGUAGCUGUCUAUUGGUGUUUCCAUUAUAAGCCCGGGUGAAGGCUGCUUUGAGCUUUACGAUCUAUUAGCGCGCGCUGUUAGCCAACCGUGUUUGAAAAUGAACGGCCAUCUGAACGGGUUAUACAGCGAUUCUCUCCACGAUGAGGACUGUUUCCUCUUCACCUCCGAGUCAGUUGGAGAAGGUCAUCCCGAUAAGAUUUGUGACCGGAUAAGUGACGCUGUGUUGGAUGCUCAUCUGAGACAGGACCCUGAUGCCAAGGUAGCAUGUGAGACCGUAGCUAAGACGGGGAUGAUCCUGCUUGCGGGGGAGAUCACCUCACGGGCCAAUGUUGAUUAUCAGAAGAUUGUCAGGGAGACGAUUAAGGACAUCGGCUAUGACGACUCCUCCAAAGGUUUUGACUACAAGACUUGUAAUGUUUUAGUGGCUUUGGAGCAACAGUCGCAUGACAUAGCUCAGGGUGUUUAUCUCGACCGUAAGGAAGAGGACGUUGGAGCCGGCGAUCAGGGUCUCAUGUUUGGUUAUGCUACUGAUGAGACAGAAGAGUGUAUGCCCCUCACCAUCGUCUUGGCUCACAAGCUUAAUGCCAAGAUGGCGGAGUUGCGUCGAGAUGGAACACUGCCGUGGGUCCGACCUGACUCCAAGACACAGGUGACCGUUCAGUAUAGGCAGGACCGAGGAGCCGUGGUGCCGAUUCGUGUCCACACCAUCGUGAUCUCUGUGCAGCACGACGAGUGUGUGAGUUUGGAGGAGAUGCGCCACAGUCUGAAGGAGCAGGUGGUGAAAGCCGUGGUUCCAUCUGGGUACCUAGACGAUGACACUAUUUAUCACCUGCAGCCAAGCGGCCGGUUUGUCAUUGGUGGUCCACAGAGUGAUGCAGGUUUGACUGGGCGUAAGAUCAUUGUGGACACCUAUGGUGGAUGGGGAGCUCAUGGAGGUGGAGCUUUUUCUGGGAAGGACUACACUAAGGUUGAUCGUUCUGCAGCAUACGCAGCUCGUUGGGUGGCCAAAUCUCUUGUAAAGGCUGGACUCUGCAGACGUGUCUUGGUCCAAGUUUCCUACGCUAUUGGAGUGUCCCAUCCUCUGUCCGUUUCCAUAUUUCAUUACGGGACUUCUCAGAAGAGCGAGAAAGAGCUGUUGGACAUCGUGAGAAAGAACUUUGAUCUUCGUCCAGGAGUUAUCGUGAGGGACCUUGACCUGAGGAAGCCCAUCUACCAGCGCACAGCCGCCUACGGUCACUUCGGUCGUGACUUGUUCUCAUGGGAGGUUCCCAAGAAGCUGAAAAGCUAAAGCUCCCUGCUCUCUGCAGCCAGCCCCUGCCGUCCUGCAGAUAAACCCUUUUGUCACCCCAUCCUCUCCUCCUCUUCUCUUUGUUUUGCUUGUACAUCAGAACACCGUCAGACUAGAUGGCCUUUGUCAAAGUGUUUGCAAAGUUACUAUUAUUUCUUGCUUUAUCUUAGUUGUUGGUCAUUUAUUAUUCAUUCAUUGAUGGAUUUCAGAUUGAGGUUUCUAAGUUGUGACAUCUCUCCUGCAUCUCACUGCAGCACAGAUGAGGAAGUGAGCCACCUUUAAAUAGUAAAAGCAUCACACUCCUUUUUUCUGUUUCUUUCAGACUUCGAUGUUACAAACGGAAACCAGACGACUAUCAUUUAGCUGUGUGUGCAGGCCCUUCAUGCCAUUGUUCUUUUUCUGACGUUUUACAGAGAAGUCAGAAGCUGCUAAUGACCUUAUGGUUAUGUUGGAACUGCACAGAUUAAUGUAUUUUGUAGAUAUUUAUUUUCUAGGAUUAAACGUCAUUGCCAUGUUCUAAACUAUUCAGUAUGUUGACUAAGAUAAAAGCACAGAGAUCACUUUAUUUCUGAAGGCAAACACUUCUUCGCCCUGAUUAGUCGUCGCCUUUUCCCCACAUCAGCUCAACACAGAUCAUUUUGUG